UGUAACUCUAUUUUCUCAUGCAAAUCAAAUCCUGUGAUCAGAGCUAGCUAACACAAAAAAAUGACAAGCAUCACAAAUUUCCUCAAAAGCAAACCCAUCACUGAAAAAGCUCAAAGUGAAGAAGAGAGUGAUGAGUUUCUUGCUUGUCUUCCCAAAGAAAAAGGCUGGAGAACACCAAAUUUGUUCCUCUUCCAAGGCUUUUGGUGUCAACCCAAAGAAAUUCGAGCCAUAAUUUCUAUACAAAAUCACUUUAUAGCUCAAGAUACCGAUUUAAUCAUCGCCACCAUACCAAAAUCCGGCACCACUUGGCUAAAAGCACUCACAUUCGCCAUUGUUAACCGAAACAACUUCAGUGUUCACCAUCAACAUCACCCUUUGCUUACUAACAAUCCUCAUGAACUCGUACCCUUCCUUGAGUACAAGCUUUACGCCGAUUGUAACCGUCUACCUGAUCUCUCUCUGCUUCCUUCUCCGAGACUCGUCGCGACUCAUGUCCCUGUCGGAGCAUUACCCGAUUCGAUUAAGACUUCAAAUUGCAAAAUCGUUUACAUCUGUAGGAACCCUUUUGAUACUUUUGUAUCAAUUUGGCACUACCUUAACAAAAUCAAACCCGAAUCACAGGGCCCGCUUUCAAUUGAGGAAGCAUUCGAUUUAUAUUGCAGGGGAGUUAUAGGGUAUGGUCCUUACUGGGACCAUAUGUUGGGUUACUGGAGAGAAACUGCAUCAAACAAGGUGUUGUUCUUGAAAUAUGAAGAGAUGAAAGUAGAUGCAUGUAAUCAAUUGAAGAAAUUAGGUGAGUUUUUGGGGUUUCCUUUUACAAAGGAGGAGGAAAAGGAAGGAGUAAUUGAAGAUAUCUCAAGUCUGUGUAGUUUCCAGAAUAUGAAAGAUUUGCAGGUGAAUAAGAAUGGGAGAGGAGCAAUUUCAGACUUUGAAAACAAAGAUUUGUUUAGGAAAGGUGAGAUUGGGGAUUGGAUGAAUUAUUUUACACCUUCCAUGUUUCAGAGGCUUUCCAAUGUUAUGGAAGAGAAAUUACAAGGCUCAGGGCUUACCUUCACACUCUGUUGACGACGACCAAUAAUAAUUUCGAGAUAAAAUUUGAGAUAAAUCACGUAAUUAUCUUUAUCUCAUGCCCAUUUGUACUUAACUAGUGGAAUUACCCCUUGUUUGGAUGGUUGUUAACUAUUGUAUUUUAUUGUAUUUAUACUUCAAUUA
Molecule: messenger RNA, 1212 nt
Organism: Solanum dulcamara
Lineage: Eukaryota; Viridiplantae; Streptophyta; Magnoliopsida; Solanales; Solanaceae
Product: cytosolic sulfotransferase 15
Exons: 1
Coding region: 61-1065 (334 amino acids)
Biological process (GO): sulfation
Cellular component (GO): cytoplasm
Molecular function (GO): sulfotransferase activity
Source: RefSeq, a predicted model, not a curated record